Molecule: messenger RNA, 1150 nt
Organism: Musa acuminata AAA Group (dessert banana)
Lineage: Eukaryota; Viridiplantae; Streptophyta; Magnoliopsida; Zingiberales; Musaceae
Exons: 3
Coding region: 144-935 (263 amino acids)
Cellular component (GO): mitochondrial matrix
Source: RefSeq, a predicted model, not a curated record
CUAACGGGUGACCCUAUCUAUAUCUUGGACCCGUGCAACGCCGCCCCUUCUCUAAACCCUAGAGGCUUAACCCCCUACUACGGUAAUUUGUAUUUGUGCGUCCGCGUCAAGCACGCUUACUUCCGGUUCCAGCGGCCGCGACAAUGGCCUUCUCCGCCGCUCUUCGCCGUGCCGCUUCUGCCGCCGCCCCUGUGGCCGUCCGCUUCCUUUGGCGAGGCCACCAGGCCAACCGCUCGACGCUGAUCCAGAUCCUGUCUCCGAGGACAACGAUCGGAGAGAGAACAGCUUUCCCCUUCUCUUCCGCCGCGUGCUUCUCUUCGGCGGCAAAGAAGCCAGCUACCGACGCCGACCUCGUCCGUGUCAUCGAGUCGGAGAUCAAGUGUGCACUGGAGUCUGACGACCACGAUCGAGUGGAGGAAGUGCCCGACGGGUUUCCGUUCGAGAUCCAGGAUGACAAGGGGAUGAACACUGUAACCCUUAAGAGAAGCUUCCAGGGAGAGAACAUUGAAGUCAUAGUUUCUAUGCCCAGCCUCGUCACCGGAGAGGAACCGGAUCAUGAUCGAGUGGGUGACGAUGAUAAUGAGGACGGUGAUCAAGAGGAGAAGCCCGGUCAAUCCAGCGUUCCGCUGACCGUGAACAUCUCGAAAGGAAAUGGGCCAAGCUUGGAGUUCUCUUGCACUGCCUACGCUGAUGAAGUUACAAUCGACAGCAUGUCCGUUAGAGAAAACAAAGAAUCUGAUGAUGAGAUGCUUGCCUACGAAGGACCCGAUUUCAAUGAUCUGGAUGAGAAUUUGCAGAAAGCUUUCUACAAGUAUCUGGAGAUUAGAGGAAUUUCGCCCAUGACAACCAACUUUUUGCAUGAGUACAUGAUAAACAAGGACAGCCGAGAGUACCUGUGGUGGUUGAAGAAUUUGAAGCAGUUUAUUCAGAAUUAGAAUCUGAAAAAUUUUCCCAGAUGAUACGAUCUUUUAGUUUGAAUCAUUACCAAAUUGCAAGCUCGUUAUGAUUUGUUUAGUGACAUUACCAACCCAGCCUAUUAGCAUCUUUGAGAAUGUUAAUGGAUGUGAGCUACUACCUGACGUUGUUAGUUCAGUUUUGUACUGGUUUCAAGUCCAAAACAAUGGCACCAAUCUCUGGCUUGCGGAUUUUA